Globicephala melas (long-finned pilot whale) is the source of this 1389-nucleotide messenger RNA. It is a transcript of the gene FOXA2, whose product is annotated as forkhead box A2. The record is from RefSeq and is a predicted model, not a curated record. Gene Ontology annotation, molecular function: transcription factor binding; DNA-binding transcription factor activity, RNA polymerase II-specific; RNA polymerase II cis-regulatory region sequence-specific DNA binding. Gene Ontology annotation, biological process: anatomical structure morphogenesis; regulation of transcription by RNA polymerase II; cell differentiation. NCBI's taxonomy places the organism in Eukaryota, Metazoa, Chordata, Mammalia, Artiodactyla, Delphinidae.
AUGCACUCGGCUUCCAGUAUGCUGGGAGCGGUGAAGAUGGAAGGGCACGAGCCGUCCGACUGGAGCAGCUACUAUGCCGAGCCCGAGGGCUACUCCUCGGUGAGCAACAUGAACGCCGGCCUGGGGAUGAACGGCAUGAACACGUACAUGAGCAUGUCGGCGGCCGCCAUGGGCAGCGGCUCGGGCAACAUGAGCGCCGGCUCCAUGAACAUGUCGUCGUACGUGGGCGCGGGCAUGAGCCCGUCCCUGGCCGGCAUGUCCCCCGGGGCGGGCGCCAUGGCCGGCAUGGGCGGCUCGGCCGGGUCGGCCGGCGUGGCUGGCAUGGGGCCGCACCUGAGCCCGAGCCUGAGCCCGCUCGGGGGGCAGGCGGCCGGGGCCAUGGGCGGCCUGGCACCCUACGCGAACAUGAACUCCAUGAGCCCCAUGUACGGGCAGGCAGGCCUGAGCCGCGCGCGCGACCCCAAGACGUACCGGCGCAGCUACACGCACGCCAAGCCGCCCUACUCGUACAUUUCGCUCAUCACCAUGGCCAUUCAGCAGAGCCCCAACAAGAUGCUGACGCUGAGCGAGAUCUACCAGUGGAUCAUGGACCUCUUCCCCUUCUACCGGCAGAACCAGCAGCGCUGGCAGAACUCCAUCCGCCACUCGCUGUCCUUCAACGACUGCUUCCUCAAGGUGCCCCGCUCGCCCGACAAGCCCGGCAAGGGCUCCUUCUGGACUCUGCACCCCGACUCGGGCAACAUGUUCGAGAAUGGCUGCUACCUGCGCCGCCAGAAGCGCUUCAAGUGCGAGAAGCAGCUGGCCCUGAAGGAGGCCGCGGGCGCCGCGGGCGGCGGUAAGAAGGCGGCCGCCGGGGCCCAGGCCUCGCAGGGUCAGCUCGGGGAGGCCGCCGGGCCGGUCUCCGAGACUCCGGCGGGCACCGAAUCGCCCCACUCGAGCGCCUCCCCGUGCCAGGAGCACAAGCGAGGGGGCCUCGGGGAGCUGAAGGGGACGCCGGCCGCGGCGUUGAGCCCCGCGGAGCCGGCGCCCUCGCCAGGGCAGCAGCAGGCCGCGGCCCACCUGCUGGGCCCGCCGCAUCACCCGGGCCUGCCGCCAGAGACCCACCUGAAGCCGGAGCACCACUACGCCUUCAACCACCCCUUCUCCAUCAACAACCUCAUGUCCUCGGAGCAGCAGCACCACCACAGCCAUCACCACCACCAGCCCCACAAAAUGGACCUCAAGGCCUACGAACAGGUGAUGCACUACCCCGGCUACGGGUCCCCCAUGCCGGGAAGCCUGGCCAUGGGCCCGGUCACGAACAAAGCGGGCCUGGACGCCUCGACCCUGGCCCCAGACACCUCCUACUACCAGGGAGUGUACUCCAGGCCCAUUAUGAACUCCUCUUAA